Ornithorhynchus anatinus (platypus) is the source of this 3559-nucleotide messenger RNA. RefSeq names its product arrestin domain containing 5 (gene ARRDC5). The record is from RefSeq and is a predicted model, not a curated record. Gene Ontology annotation, biological process: protein transport. The transcript is spliced from 3 exons. Lineage: Eukaryota; Metazoa; Chordata; Mammalia; Monotremata; Ornithorhynchidae. The coding region runs from base 51 to 989 and encodes 312 amino acids. Gene Ontology annotation, cellular component: cytoplasm.
GAUGAUGCAGCUGGUGAAGAAGAAACAGAUACCAUCAUAGAUCUCCCAAAAUGUCGAUUGUAAAAUCUCUUCGACUACUAUUUCCCAAAAGGGAGAUCUAUCUGCCCAAUUCUGCCAUCGAAGGGCAAGUAGCACUCACCCUGCGCUCCAGUCUGGUCAACCCAUUGGUGAAGGUGGAACUGGUAGGGAGGAGUUACCUGGAAUGGAGGGUAGAAGGGAAUGCAAAUAUGGAUUACAGCAAGGACGUUCUGUGCAGCAACAAAACUGACCACGUGCACAAGAGCAAGACCUUCGACAUCGAAGACAACUGGUUAGGCGCUGGCAGUCACACCUUUGACUUCUCCUUUCAACUCCCUUCCAAGAUCCCCUCCACCUUCAAGAGUAAGAUCGGCCACGUCUUCUAUUUCAUUCAAACAUCCUGUUCUGGCCGGGAGCACAUCUUAGCCAAACAGAGGGAAUAUCUGCCUGUCCAAGGAACAUCAGGGUAUUACCAUGACACUGUUAACAAGCAUCCCAUAUUAGUAGAGGCGAACAAGAACCUGUUCUAUAACUGCUUCCGCCAGGGUCUGGUCUACCUCCGAGUCUCCCUGGACCAUAACAUCUUCAUCCCGGGAGACUGCGUGAUCCUUAGCGCCGAGAUCGAGAACUGGACCAACAAGCACCUCACGAGUAUGAGCUGCACCCUCAACUCUUACGUCACCUACGAGGGUUUCACCCUGAGAGCUGAACGGAAGACCUUGGAAGAAAAGCAGAAACUGCUGAGCCAGGAGACCCACAUCAACAUCAUCCCCUUUACUACCGCCACGGUCGUCAACGCCCUGAGCCUGCCCAGGCUGCUGCCCGUCAGCACCGAACCGCCGGGCGGCGAUAUCAUGGAGUUUAAGUACGAGGUGGCGGCCGCCGUCCACAUUCCCUGGACGCUGAAAAAGGUGGUGGCCAAGGUCCCCAUUGUUAUCCAGUGCCCUCGGGUGGUCAGGCUGGGGAAUUAGAAGGCGAGUGACCACCGUCCACCUUCUUUGGCCACGAAAAAAGUAGUAGCUUAGGUCCCCAUUGUUAUCCAAAGCCCUCGGGCAUUCAGUCUGGGGGAUCAGAGGAUGAGUGGCUACUCGCCAUCUUACACAGUGACUGAAAAAGAUGGUGGCCGAAGUCUACGUCGUCAUCCAACGCCCCUGGUAUAGUCAGCCUGGGGGAUUGCGAGACGAGUGUCCACCGUCCAUCUUACCCGGUGACCGAAAAAGGUGGUGGCUAAAGUCUGCAUUAUCAUCCAAAGUCCCCGUGUAGUCAACCCGGGGGAUUAGAAGAAGAGUGGCCACUGUCCAUCUUACCCUUUGGCUGAAAAAGGUGGUGGCCGAAGUCUGCGUUAUCAUCCGGAAUCCCCGUGUAGUCAACCUGGGGGAUUAGAAGACAAAUGGCCACUGUCCAUCUUACCCUCUGAUGACUGAAAAAGCUGGCGGGUAAAGUCCUCGUUGUCAACCAAAGCCGCCGUGAAGCCAACCUGGGGAUUAGAAGAUGAGUGGCCACUGUCCAUUUUACCUGAUGACUGAAAAAGGUGAUGGCUAAAGUCUGCAUUGCCAUCCAAAGCCACCUUGUAGUCAACCUGGAAGAUUAAGAGACGAGUGGCCACUGUCCAUCUUACCCGUUGACCGAAAAACAUGGUGACUAAAGUCGGCACUGUCAUCCAAAGCCGCUGUAUAGUCGACCUGGGGGAUUCAAAGACAGGUGGCCACUGUCCAUCUUACCCGAUGCCUGAAAAGGUGGCGGCUAAAGUCCACGUUGACAUCCGAAGUCCCCGUUUAGUCAACCUAGGGGAAUAGCAGACAAGUGGCCACUCUCCAUCUUACCUGAUGACUGAAAAAGUUGGCGACUGAAAUCCUCAUAGUCAUCCAAAGCCCCCAUGUAGUCAACCCGGGGAAUUUAGAGAUGAGUGGCCACCCUCGAUCUUACCCGAUGACCGAAAAAUGUGGCAGCUAAAGUCCGCAUUGUCAUCCAAAUCCAUCGUGGAUUCAGACUUGAGGAUCGGAAGACAAGUGGUCACUGUCCACCUUCACUGAUGACUGAAAAAGGUGGCAGCUAAAGUCCACAGUGUCAUCCAAAACCCCCACGUAGUCGACCUGGGGGAUUAAGAAGACGAGCGGCCACUGUCCGUCUAACCUGAUGACUGAAAAAGGUGGUGGCUAAAAUCCACAUCGUCAUCCAAAUUUGUCAUUUGUUCAGACUUGAGGAUCGGAAGACAAGUGGUCCCUGUGAAGACAAGUGGUCACUGUCCACCUUACCCGAUGACUGACAAAUGUGAAAGCUAAAGUCCACAUCGUCACCCAAAGCCACUGGGUACUCAACCUGGGGGAUUAAGAGACCAGUGGUCACCCUCCAUUUUACCUGAUGGCGGAAAAAGGUGGCGGCUAAAGUCCCCGUUGUCAUCCAAAGUCCCCGUGUAGUCAACCCAGGGGAAUAGGAGACGAGUGGCCACUAUCCAUCUUACCUGAUGACUGAAAAAGUUGGCGACUGAAGUCUGCGUUGUCAACUAAAACCACCAUGUAGUCAACCUGGAGGAUUAAGAGAUGAGUGACCACUGUCCAUUCUAGCCGAUGACUGAAAAAUGUGGCGGCUAAAGUCCGCAUUGUCAUCCAAAUCCAUCUUGUGUUCAGACUUGAGGACUGGAAGACAAGCGGUCACCGCGAAGACAAGUGGUCACUGUCCAUCUUACCUGUUGACUGAAAAAGGUGGCAGCUAAAGUCCACGGUGUCAUCCAGAGCGCCCCCAUGUAGUCAACCUGGGGGAUCAGAAGACGAGCGGCCACUGUCCACCUUACCUGAUGGCCGAAAAAUACGAUGGCUAAAAUCCACGUCGUCAUCCAAAUUCGUCACGUUUUCAGACUUGAGGAUCGGAAGACGAGUGGUCACCGUGAAGACAAGUGGUCGCUGUCCAAAUUAUCUGAUGACGGAAAAAGAUGGCGGUUAAAAUCCACAGUGCCAUCCAAAGCCGCCGUGUAGUCAACCUGAGGGAUUAAAAGACAGGUCGCCGCCGUCCUUCUUACCCGACGAGCGAAAAAGGUGGUGGCUAAAGUCUGCAUCGUCAUCCGAAGUCGUCGUGUACUCAAUCUGGGGAUUCGAAGACGAGUGGUCACUGUCCAUCUUACUUGAUGAGGGAAAAAGGUUACGGCUAAAGUCCGCGUUGUGAUCCAAAGUCACCGUGUAACCAACCCAGGGGAAUAGAAGACAAGUGGCCGCCGUCCAUCUUACCUGAUGACGGAAAAAGGUGGCAGCUGAAGUCCGCGCUGUCAUCUGAAGCCACUGCGUAGUCAGCCUGGGGAAUUAAAAGACAAGUGACCAUUCUCCAUCUUACCUGAUGACCGAAAAAGGUGGCGGUUAAAUCGGCGUUGUCAACCAGAGCCACCGUGUAAUCGACCUGGAGGAUCAGAAGACAAGGAACCACUGUCCUUCUUACCUGAUGACUGGAAAAGGUGACAGCUAACGUCCAGAUUGUCAUCCAAAGCCCCUGGGGUGGUGGGGAGCUCUGACUGGAAUGUUAGAAGAUGAGUGGCAAUAAACCGGAAAUAGGC